This is a messenger RNA of Umbelopsis ramanniana AG, 1094 nucleotides long. RefSeq lists its product as uncharacterized. The coding region runs from base 425 to 1000 and encodes 191 amino acids. NCBI's taxonomy places the organism in Eukaryota, Fungi, Mucoromycota, Umbelopsidomycetes, Umbelopsidales, Umbelopsidaceae. The transcript is spliced from 2 exons. The record is from RefSeq and is a predicted model, not a curated record.
CUGACCUGAUAGUUUGCAUUGCACAUGCGUUCUAUUUCACCAUCCUUUUUUCGAAUGAAUGCGUCUAAUUGGUCGAUGAAUGCUUCUUGCUUCUGUGACUCGGAAAUCUGCUUAAUGAUUGGGCCAAGUUGUUCUAUACUCUCUGCAUCGUCCAAUCCAGCCGUGAGUGUAAGUGAGGAUGAGUCGAUGGAGGCUUGCAAAGACAUAGAGUUGUCCGAAAUAAGCGAAGACGACGCUAUUGACUGUACCAGCUGGCUGAGCUGUGGAUCUCUGUUAGUCUUGUCAUCCAUUAAAGCCAUUUAAGCUGGUUUUUGAUACCAGAAGGAGUUCAAGCUACCGACAAGUAUCUCCAAACGCAGUUCAAAAUGCGCGGAGUUAAAAUAGUACCCAAAAAUCGAAAGCAGUGUCAAAGCAAUCCUUGACCAUGUACCCAACACAAUCAGACCAGCCACAAGGCAAACUACAUUUCAAAGCAUUCAGAGAAAAUCAUUUCGGUCCAGAGAAGGUCUACCACUGGAACAGUCUGUUCUUUCCUAAUGGCAACCAAUGGCGAUCAACACCUCAAGACGGUCAGCAACAGCACGUUAGUCAAAAUCAAACAAAACGGCGGCCACGUGCAGUAGAAAACGAAAAGAAGUUAAAUAAGAGGCCACGGAUCAGUCAUGAAAGCAGAAAAAGUUCCAAGCAUAAUGAAAGCAAGCUGUCCGAGCAAGCUAUUGAGAUAUUUCGGUUCUCAGAGGCUUGGAAACGAGAAAAAGCUCAACGGUUGGCUGAACAAGAGAAGGAAGAUGGCGUAGAGAAAAAAACCAUAUUUCCUGAAUCAUCAGCUGCACAUUUAGAUGGAACUGAGCCACCGGCUACAUCUCUCGUUCUCUCUAAUACGGAGCUAAUUGAUACUUCGCCGGAUAUCAAAACUUUAGAACAUCUCGUUAACUUCACGUAUACCGCAAGCUGUACUCAAGACACUGUUCUUUGGCCAGUUUUGCCGUUGCGUUUAUGAUAGACUGUACACUAUAUUGUAAAAAAAGUAAUAAUUGUAUUCUAGUUCAACCUCCAUGCAGAGUGCUAAUAAAGACAAUUUCAUCAUUGUCUUG